Argiope bruennichi is the source of this 4674-nucleotide messenger RNA. RefSeq names its product histone-lysine N-methyltransferase SETD2-like. The transcript is spliced from 20 exons. The record is from RefSeq and is a predicted model, not a curated record. Gene Ontology annotation, molecular function: protein binding; histone H3K36 methyltransferase activity. Gene Ontology annotation, cellular component: nucleus; chromosome. Gene Ontology annotation, biological process: regulation of DNA-templated transcription. NCBI's taxonomy places the organism in Eukaryota, Metazoa, Arthropoda, Arachnida, Araneae, Araneidae. Bases 363 to 4622 code for a protein of 1419 amino acids.
UAUUAUGCCGUGUGUUUUAAAAAUUUCAGUAGAUGGAAAUUCUUAAAUUAAUUUAAGAAUAAUUUUGACAGGAAACUUCAGUUACGCUGUUUUUUAUUCAUAAGAAACCAUGGGAUCUAUCAGCAGAUUCAAAUAUCCAGUUUCUGAAGUAAAGACUUUCAAUUUCAUUUGUGAAGAAUCUGCCUAUUAAGUUGUUGGAGUACAUACAGUAAAACCAUGGCAUUUAAUAGUUUAUGUCUUUGAAAGCCUUAAAGAUUACAAGAAUUGCUGCAUAAAGAUUUUUAUUUAUGGUAAAGGUAUAUGAAAAUGAAAUUUUAAAAUUAUAACAUUCCAUAUCAUUUUCCAUAAAUGCUACAAAGAAUAUGGCUUCUAAUAAAAGUAUGAUGCCAUAUGAUAUAGUGAAUCAAUUGCUUUCUGAUAUGGUUGAAGUUACUUCCAAGCAUUUUGAAGAGCAUAACAGUGGUUUAUGUGAUAAUGAGAUUAACUGUAGUCCUAAGCAAGAAUCAUCUGGUAAUGAAAUAAAUUGUGAUAAUAAAGAUCUUCCAGUUCGUAGAAGCAGUCGUAUUAAGCAUUUGACUGUGCAGCAAGAUAAAGUUAAAAAGAAAAUUGGGUCAAAGCAAAACAGAAGUAUUAAAAAUUCUGAAAGUAAACCAAUAGAAGAAAAUCACCAGUCAUCUCCUAAAGAAGAGAACAUUCAAAUUGAUGUUGUUUCAAGUAAAGGUAGUGAUGAAAUAUUGAAUUCAAAAAAUGAAGUAUUAUCCGAUUCGAACAAAGAUGAUAAGCAUGAAGGAGCUAAAAGCCAGAAGAUAAACAAAAGAAGUCAAAGGAGAGGAUCUGCAAAAUCUGAAAAAGAAGAUACAAAAUUUGAAAAAUCAAAGACUGAUAAGAAAAAAUCAACUCGAAAAAAGAAGUACAAUUUGACUGAAUCUGUUGAAAACUCAAUAGACAAAGUUAUUGAUGAUGUAAUUAAUGCUUCUUUAAAUUAUGAAGAUUCUGUAACUAAGUCUGAAAUUUUACCUAUUAUUAUUACAACUCCUUGUAGUGUUGUUGUUGACGAUUUACAAAAUGAAAUUCGUGUUCCUGAAAUUUCGAAUAAUAGUACAAAGCAAAGUGAUAAUCAAAAUCUGGAUAUUAAAGAAAAACAAUCUGAAAGUAACUGUUUAAAACCGGUUAAAGUGAAAUCCCGAUGGUGGCAAUCUAGUAAACUUGAAGGUGUAUUAAAUACUGAAACAACAGAUACUGUUGCUGAAUCCACAACAGUUGCUCAACAGCUUCCUACAUUAGAAUCAACCACUCCACUGCUAACUAGUGAAUCAAAAGUUGAUUCAAGUGAUCAGAAUAGUUUAAUUUUGAAUGAAAACUGUAUAGAAGUUUUGGAUACAGUUAUAUCAACAGAAAAGCCUGAUUAUGAACACAUUGAUGAAAACAUAUAUAGAUUUGAAAGAAAAAAGUCAAAAAGCAAAAAACAAGUAAGGCGUAUGGUGUGUGAUUGCACACUCACAAAAGAAGAAAUAGAAUGUGGAAUGCUUGGGUGCAAAGAAGAAUGUUUGAAUAGGUUAUUGAUGAUUGAAUGUGGAUUUCGUUGUCCUCUGGGUGAUGCAUGCUCAAACAAGAGAUUUCAAAAAAAGCAAUAUGUGAAAUCUGAAAUCAUAAAGACUGAAAAAAAGGGCUGGGGCUUAAGAGCAUUAGAAGAUAUUUCUAUUGGAGAAUUCUUAAUGGAAUUUGUUGGUGAAGUUUUGAAUCACAAAGAGUAUCGACAACGGGUUAAACUUUAUGCCAAAGAAAAGAAUAUUCAUUGUUAUUUUAUGGCUCUUAAAACAGAUGAAAUAUUGGAUGCCACUUAUAAAGGAAAUCUAACACGCUUUAUCAACCACAGUUGUGAUCCAAAUUGUGAGACACAAAAGUGGACUGUUAAUGGUGAAUUACGUGUUGGAGUAUUUGCUAGACGUCCUAUUUCUGUUGGAGAAGAAUUUACUUUAGAUUAUAAGUUCCAGCGUUAUGGCCGUGAAGCUCAAAAGUGUUUUUGUGGCUCUGCUCUUUGUUCAGGCUAUAUAGGUGGAGAGAAACAAAUAUCUAUAGAUGCAUACAGUGGUGUUAGAUCUAAUGUCUCAAAAAGGAAGAAAGGAUCAGAUGAUAAAAAGAGAGAAUGGGAAGAUCUAGCAUUGGAAGAAGAAAUAGAAAAGCUGAAUUCUGUCAAGGGACUUAGAAAUAGAGAAGAAACAUUGAAAUUUGCAAGACUAAUGGUCCGGGCUGAGGAAAGUAGUGCACGGCACCAGUUACUUGAUAUUAUUAUUAAAACUGAAGAACAAGCAUGUUUACGACUGUUUUUGGAUUACCAUGGACUUCCUUUGCUCUGGAGUUGGAUGACAGAUACUGUUGAACUAGAUUUAAAAAUAAAGAUUUUGCAAGUUUUAGCAUUACUUCCAGUUUCAAAUAAAACGAUGCUGCUUGAUAGCAAAGUUAUGAACAUUGUUGAAAAAUGGGUAAAGGAGUUUGCUGCUGAUAAACAGGAGGAUUCCGACAUUAAAGAAUUACAAUCUUCAUUGACAUCACUUUCUGAUGAAAAUUCUGAACCUGUAUGUAAAAAGCUAAAAAAUGUUGAGAUUUCUGAUAGUGAAACUGACAGCAAUGGUUCUAACAAUACUAAUGAAAAUGCUUCUGAAAGUUCCAUAUUAAAUGAAAACUUCAAAACUGAAAUUCUGAAAAGUGAAAUGUCACCAUCUGAACCUGCAGCAGAUGUCAAAUCUCCCAGUGAUUUUCAAAAUUCCAAAAUUGAGCCGAAGGAAGAUGAUCCUCAAUAUGAACUUAAGAAAAGCAUUUUAAGUAAAGGAGUUGAUCUUUUAAAUAACUGGAAAAACCUGAAAGAGGUAUUUCGUAUUCCACGCUUGGAACAACAAAAAAGGAAGGAAGAUGAACUGGAAGCUGAUCAUCAUAUGAUGAGUGUUUGUGCUAAAACAGAAGAAAAGAAACCUGAAGUAGUAGAAGUUACUGGUGAUCAAAUACAAGUUUUGAUUUCUGGCAAAACCCCAAGCUUCUCUGAUAAUAUUAGAAGUAUGUACUCUUUUGAGUAUGAUAACCCUGAUAUGAAUUACAAAAUGGAUGACCGAUCUCGCAAUAAUCUAUUACAAGUUCCUCAAAAUAAUAAUAAAAUGAAGAAAAGGCCUUUUAUUUCCAAACCUAAAAUGGACGAUCUUACUCAAAGGAAAUUGAAAGAAGAUUCAGAUUCAUCUCUAGAGAGUGCAUCUUCUAGUUUGUCUGGUGCAAGUCCAAUUAUUCAGCCUUCCAGUCGACCAGCACUUUUGCCAACACCCACAUUUGUGAAUCAGCCUCCAGUUAAUUUUCCUCCUCCAAUAAAUCCUCCUGUUGCACCACUUCCACAUUUAGAACAAGCUCCUCCAACAAUGUAUCCACCUCCAAUUGUUUACCCUCCAUCGCAGGUUCCAUUUGUUAAUACAGGAGCACCUCCACCGGUGCUAUCACAUCCACCAACAUCCAUUCCUCCACCAACUGCAGUAAUCCCACAGCCUUCACCACUUUUACCACACCCACCAAAUACUAGCAUUCCACCUGUCAACACAGCCCUCCUGCCAAAUCCAAACACCUUCCAGUUACCACCAAAUAUGCCUCCUGCAUCAGCUGUUCCAGGUUCUGCUCCAUUUAUUCCAAACCAAAAUUCAACUGUACCCAAUUAUCCACCUGGUCCAAAUCCAUUUGGGAACCAAGGGCAACCAUUUUAUUUUAUGCAGCAACCACCUACCAUCCCAAAUGUGCCACAAAGUGAAAAUAUGGGGGUCCAGUCAGCUCCUCCAAUGUCAGUGCCUCCUGUCAAUCCAGUGCAAAUGCAGCCAACAUCAUUUCCUUUGCCUUCCUCUACAUCAUUACCUCCUACAUCUUCUAUACCCAUACAAGUUCCAACAUCUCUGCCUAUUCAGCCAACAACUUCUCUAGCAGUACCAACAGCUGCCAUUCAACCUACUGAUACAGUUUCAAUUACUACAUCGCCUGUUGAUAAAGAGGAGUCAAAACCUGUGAAACUUCCUAAACUUUGGCGAUCAGCUACUGAUUCUGAGGGAAAUGUGUAUUAUUAUCAUUCAGUUACUAGGCAAACUCAAUGGGAUCCUCCAAGUAUGGAUGAGGCAGAAGAUGAAUCGGAAGAUGAAGAUAUGGAUUCUGAAUCUGAAGAGUCUGAGUCUUCAGAUACUCCAACAUAUGAUGAACCAAAAGUUUCUAAUAAACAUGUGAAACGAAAGCCCAAAAAAAGAAAAACUACAAAAGCAGCAGCAGACACUAGUGUUUCCAUUACUGUAAGACCAGAAGUAGCUAAAAAAAUUAAGGAACUUUUUAGAACCAAAAUGUCUUCAUACAUUGUUCAUUGCUUGAAUGCUUAUCGUAAACCAGACUGCAAAAUUGGUCGAAUAACCAGCAAUGAAGAUUUCAAGUACUUGGCUAGAAAGUUAACUCACUAUACAAUGACAAAGGAACUGAAGCAAUGCAAAAGUGUGGAAGAUCUUGAUUGUAAUGAGUGUGUAAUGCAUAAGGCAAAAGAUUUCAUAAAGAAAUAUAUGUCCAAAUAUGGUUCCAAAUACAGCAGAAAAGAAAAGUAUUCUCCUCCUGAUGCUUGAAACAUAACAUAAGAAACUCCUUCACCUGUAUGUAGCCCGGAUACAUUUUUUU